AUGCUGACCGAAACUAUGAUGUGCCAAACUGAUAUACAGGCUUCUUCGACUGUUCGCAGUCUUGAUGCGCCUGAACUGGAGAAGCUAUAUGUGCACGAGGUGUACGACACCAUCGCCGAAACCUUCAGUGCCUCUCGUUACGCCCCCUGGCCGGGCGUUUUGCGUUUCCUAAAAUCCCGCCCCCCCGGAGCCUGGGGUGCUGAUAUUGGUUGUGGGAAUGGCAAGUACCUCGUCGCUGCAGUCAAGGAGAGAGUCAAUAUCCUGCCGAUGCUUGCUUCCGAUUCUAGUGUCAAGCUCAUUAAUAUAGUUCACGAGAGAGGCUUCGAUGGUAUUGCGGCGAAUUUGCUUUCUUUGCCAUACCGUCGAGGUAUAUUGGACUUCUUUAUAUGCAUCGCUGUUCUGCACCACCUGGCAACACCAGAGCGGAGGAUAGAGGGGAUUCGUGUCAUGGCAGACCUUCUAAGAGUGGGCGGCGAAGGCCUGAUACAGGUAUGGGCUAAAGAUCAGAAGUGGAGUGGACAACCUGCCGUCUAUGUUGAGAAAAACGAAAGUUCAGCAACGCAGUGUUGUAACCAUUCGCAACAAUCUGAAAAUGCUGUCGUUUUUCGAGACUCCACACUCUCUGUUCAGAAACCCCGUACUCCCUUUGUUGCUUCUGAUGUGCUUCUACCGUGGAAUGCGCGAAAGAAGGGCAAGUAUGGCGCCCAAACACACUGUGAGGAUUCAACAAAUUCGGCCGUGCAUAAUAUAAAUCGUUAUUACCAUGUCUUUGAAAAAGGCGAAUUAGAAAACCUCAUUUCUACGAUUCCAUGUGUCAAAAUCGUCGACUGCGUGUAUGAACAAGGCAAUUGGUCUGCGAUUAUUCGAAAAAUUGACUCGUCUUAG
Messenger RNA from Mesocestoides corti, 885 nucleotides. The record is from the annotation of a GenBank genome assembly. NCBI's taxonomy places the organism in Eukaryota, Metazoa, Platyhelminthes, Cestoda, Cyclophyllidea, Mesocestoididae.